AUAAGCAUUUCUCCAUUCCAUAGCAAACAAACAAGGAACAUGGAUUCGCAGUCGUACUUGUGUCUCUUUGCUGUUACGAUAAUCUGUAUGAUAGGACAAAUAGAAUGUGGCGAAUGCUGCAAAAUUUACAGCCUUCUGAACAGUAAUACCAAAGAAACGUGGUGCAGUGAUUACUGCUGCAAAACACUGGGGUCAACUUACUGCUGCAGUGAGAGCUACUUACAUGCGCCAGAAGAAGAUCGACUUCCGUUCUGUGCUGCAUGGUUCAGUGAUUUUGUGUGGGUACCUAUCUUAGUGGUUAUCGGUGUUGUGGUGCUCUGCGUGGGUUGCUGUAUCUGCUGUUGCAGGGGCAGGGGUAGAGGAACGGUCAUCAUUCAUGGGCCACAAACAGGUGGUACGACAGUGGUUGCCUCUCAACAGACGAUGAUGAACUCGAUGCCUGCACCCUCCUCGUACAACGCAGGAUAUAACCCUGAGGUCGCCCCAUCCCCAUACAGCGCAGGAUAUGACCAGCCUUGACCUAUAAAUUAUAGCGCAUUUCUGGGGGAAUUUCUAUUCAUAAGGAUGCACGACCAUCUGCUAAAGGAGAUAACUCGAAAAUUGACAAAAUAAGUUCUUUUUUUUCAAAGUUUUCAUCUUCAGCGAUGAUUUGUCUCAAAUUUUGAUAUUUAUAUGUAUAUACAUGUAAUCAUGUAUAUAAAAAUGGGUAUAUAUAGUAUAUUUGAUUGAAAUUAA
Molecule: messenger RNA, 735 nt
Organism: Saccostrea echinata
Lineage: Eukaryota; Metazoa; Mollusca; Bivalvia; Ostreida; Ostreidae
Exons: 4
Coding region: 40-519 (159 amino acids)
Source: RefSeq, a predicted model, not a curated record